AUGGAGGGCGCAUUUACCCACCUCGGCAAUCAUCUCAUCUCUGACUCGGCCGCUACGAUCAAGGCCGGUGCCGAUGACUUAUCAAACCUCGAUCCCGAAGACAACUUGCUCUACCGUAAGCAUGCGGCUAUGGGCGGGCGUCGCCGAGACGAUGACGAUGACAACCAGACCGAGCUCUACGACGACGACGACGUCGACAGCUUGACCAGCGCGCCUGUGGACGGCAUGAAGAGCCUUAACCUCGGAGCAGAUGACGAAUAUAACCUCCCGGAACAUGCUUGCGCCAGCGCCGCUUCCCACAUUAUCAACCAUCUUGUUCGCGCGCGCCACAAGGAGGUCCAGCUCCACCCCGAAUCUGCGCUGGGAGAUACCACGCUCGAGUGCUAUAACUGCGGGACCAAAAACGUUUUCCUUCUAGGUUUUAUCCCCGCCAAGUCGGACUCCGUUGUCGUCCUGCUCUGCCGCCAGCCAUGUGCGGCGACCUCGUCCAACAAGGAUAUCAGCUGGGACGUUUCUCGAUGGCAGCCCCUGAUCGAGGAGCCGUGGAAGGAGAAUGCCAAUGCCACCAUUCACUCGCUCCAGGCUACCGCCAACGUGGAGGACGACCCUCAGCCUGUUCUUCUCCGAUAUGAAGACCCGUAUCACUACCAAAACAUCUUUGGUCCCCUCGUCAAGAUGGAAUCGGACUACGAUAAGAAGCUAAAGGAAGCCCAGUCCGAAGAUGACCUCAAGGUGAUUUGGUCCGUUGGCCUGAAUUCGCGUCAGCUAGCCAGCUUCGAGCUGCGCAAGAUUGAGUCAGGAGAUGUCAAACUUGCUGGUGUCGGCUACGUGAUCAAGAUCCCCAACAAUCAGUCAGACGAAGUAACCUUGGAGCUGAGAAGGACAGCGAACGACCCGGCCCCACCCACCGAGUGUACGCUCAACUUUUCCGCCGACUAUGUGUGGAAGGCUACAUCGUACGACCGAAUGCAACUCGCCAUGAAGACCUUUGCCGUCGAGGAGCAGAGCGUAUCCGGCUACAUCUUUCACAAGCUUCUUGGCCACGAAGUCCAGGUUAAGGACAUUGGGCGAGUGAACCUCCCGAAGCGCAUGAAUGCCCCUCACCUUCCCGACCUCAACCAGAGCCAGAGUGAGGCCGUCCGGGCUCUUUGCGAGCGUAUCCAUCGUACCAAUCUCAAGGUCGUUCGACUGACAGCCAAGUCGCGAGAGGACGUUGAGUCGUCUGUCAGCUUCCUUGCGCUCCACGAGCAAGUCCGCAUGAACGACACCAACGCUAACCUUGUCAAGCUCACGCAGCUCAAGACGGAGCAAGGAGAAUUGUCGAGCCAGGACGAGAAGAAGUUUCGACAGCUCACCAAGGCUGCGGAGAAGGAGAUUCUCAGCAACGCGGACGUAGUUUGCUGCACCUGCGUCGGUGCCGGCGACCCUCGGCUUGCCAAGAUGAAGUUCCGAAACGUCCUCAUUGACGAAUCGACUCAGUCUGCUGAGCCCGAAUGUCUAAUCCCCUCGUGCUGGGAUGCAAGCAGGUGGUCCUCGUCGGUGACCAUAAGCAGCUGGGACCAGUCAUCAUGA
Molecule: messenger RNA, 1572 nt
Organism: Parascedosporium putredinis
Lineage: Eukaryota; Fungi; Ascomycota; Sordariomycetes; Microascales; Microascaceae
Source: the annotation of a GenBank genome assembly